UUUUACUGGACUAUUGUUGACGUUCGAAAUCUCGCGCCACGCGCCAUCUUGAACAGUCGUUGCGACAUCUGUGCCGAAGCAUCGCGUCCGUCAUUUUGCAAAUAACGCACUCGCCGGAUUCCCGUUGUUGCUGAUGCGGAGUUUGGGAAUCAAGAAAAUAAAUAGAUCUAUUUAAUCGAAUUCCGUAUAAGAGAUAAGUGUUAAUUGUUGCAAUGGCUGAUGUUCUGGAUAUUGACAAUGCGGAAGAGUUCGAGGUCGAUGAAGAAGGAGACCAGGGAAUCGCAAGACUAAAGGAGAAGGCGAAGAAGAGGAAAGGACGUGGACAUGGAGCAGAGCUUGUUUCCACAAGAGACGAUGUUGGUCAUUAUGAGUCCAUGCAUGUAGUUGAAGAUGAUAAUGAACCUGGCCCACAAAGAUCUGUAGAAGGCUGGAUUUUAUUCAUCACAUCCGUCCAUGAAGAAGCUCAGGAAGAUGAUAUUCACGACAAGUUUUCCGAAUUUGGCCAGAUCAAAAAUUUGCAUCUCAAUUUGGACAGAAGGACAGGCUUUUUGAAAGGCUAUGCACUUGUAGAAUAUGAAACCUUUAAAGAAGCACAAGCUGCUAAGGAUGCGUUAAACGGAUCAGAAAUUCUUGGCCAAGCAGUAGGAGUUGACUGGUGUUUCGUUAAGGGACCAAAGAAAUUAAAAAAGAGGAGUGGCAGAAGGCGAUAGAAAACAUUUUCCGAGACUUUAUGAAUAAAUAACUACGUUCUUUAUCUAUUUUUCACUAUUGUAAACAUUCAGAUUAAGUAAUGUAAUAUUUUAUUUUACCUUUAAGAUUUUUCACUUUGGAACUCUGGUUUCAAUUGAUGACCAAAAGAUUGUAGCCCUAUUCAGCAAUUAAAGAUAUUUUGUUCACGAA
This is a messenger RNA of Nasonia vitripennis (jewel wasp), 900 nucleotides long. It is a transcript of the gene tsu, whose product is annotated as RNA-binding protein 8A. The record is from RefSeq and is a predicted model, not a curated record. Gene Ontology annotation, cellular component: nucleus; exon-exon junction complex; cytoplasm. Bases 213 to 710 code for a protein of 165 amino acids. The transcript has 4 exons. Gene Ontology annotation, biological process: RNA splicing. Gene Ontology annotation, molecular function: mRNA binding. Lineage: Eukaryota; Metazoa; Arthropoda; Insecta; Hymenoptera; Pteromalidae.